Nannospalax galili (Upper Galilee mountains blind mole rat) is the source of this 1707-nucleotide messenger RNA. RefSeq names its product D-box binding PAR bZIP transcription factor (gene Dbp). Gene Ontology annotation, molecular function: RNA polymerase II cis-regulatory region sequence-specific DNA binding; DNA-binding transcription factor activity, RNA polymerase II-specific. The transcript has 4 exons. Lineage: Eukaryota; Metazoa; Chordata; Mammalia; Rodentia; Spalacidae. Gene Ontology annotation, biological process: regulation of transcription by RNA polymerase II. Gene Ontology annotation, cellular component: nucleus. The record is from RefSeq and is a predicted model, not a curated record. The coding region runs from base 462 to 1439 and encodes 325 amino acids.
UUUUUUUUCCGCGAAAGAAGUUUGCUUUGGCCACGCCUCAAGGCUGCCGCCUCCUCCGCCCCUGGACGCACACCUCUGGGUGCAUAUUGCAAAGCUCCUUCCCUUGCGAGAACUGCAAAAUUUGCAAGAGCCAGGCUCGCCCACCUGAUACAGAAGGAACGCGAGCCUGUGUCCCUUGGGCAUCCUCAGUAGCAAAGAGCCAGCUGCUUGAUUUGGUGACCCACUCGCCCAGACUAUAGGAUCAUCCCGGGACACUCUUGGAGUUGCACGUUUCUAAAACGCGGACAGCAGACCUCCGAGCGCUCCUAGAAUUCGCGACGUUCUGAUCCUGGAAGGCUUGUACGCUGCGCUCGCCCGGCCCUGGGCACACAUCCGUCUGAACCAAAGGAGUGUGCCAGUGACCAGCAUAUCAUCUCUUCGUUUCUCCAUGAGCUCAUGAACCUGGGGGCAGGUGCCCAGCGAUGGCGCGGCCUCUGAGCGACAGGACCCCGGCCCCCCUGCUGUUGGGCGGCCCGGCUGGGGCCCCCCCUGGCGGGGGAACGUUGCUUGGGUUGCGGAGCCUUCUGCAGGGGACAAGCAAGCCCAAAGAACCAGCCAGCUGUAUCCUGAAGGAAAAGGAGCGCAAGGCGGUCCUGCCCUCAGCUCCUGUUCCGGGGCCCGGCCUGGAAACGGCGGGUCCAGCCGACGCCCCAACCGGGGCGGUGGGUGGCGGCGGGUCCCCGCGGGGGCGCCCGGGACCGGUGCCUGGCCCGAGUCUGUUGGCGCCGCUGCUGUGGGAACGCACGUUGCCUUUCGGCGACGUGGAGUACGUGGACCUGGACGCCUUCCUGCUGGAGCACGGGCUCCCGCCGAGCCCGCCGCCCCCCGGGGGCCUGUCACCGGUGCCCUCUCCUGCGCGCACGCCUGCGCCCUCCCCGGGGCACGGCUCCUGCGGCUCCUCUUCUCCCCGCUCCUCGCCGGGGCACGCCCCCGCCCGGGCCACCCUGGGAGCCGCCGGCGGCCAGCGCGCAGGCUUGACCUCUAGGGACACACCCAGUCCUGUGGACCCAGACACAGUGGAGGUGUUGAUGACGUUUGAACCGGACCCAGCUGAUCUCGCCCUUUCAAGCAUUCCAGGCCAUGAGACUUUUGACCCUCGGAGACACCGCUUCUCAGAGGAGGAACUGAAGCCUCAGCCAAUCAUGAAGAAGGCAAGGAAAGUCCAGGUUCCCGAGGAGCAGAAGGAUGAAAAGUAUUGGAGCCGGCGGUAUAAGAACAAUGAGGCAGCCAAGAGGUCCCGGGAUGCCAGGAGACUCAAGGAGAACCAGAUCUCGGUGCGGGCCGCCUUCCUGGAGAAGGAGAAUGCCCUGUUGCGGCAGGAGGUGGUGGCUGUGCGGCAGGAGCUGUCUCACUAUCGCGCUGUGCUGUCGCGCUAUCAGGCCCAGCAUGGGGCGCUGUGAGGUUGCCCUUCACCUGCCCAGGGCCGAGCCCUAUUCCUUACUCAGACUUAUGCCCGGACACCCUCCUCCCUCCCUGCCCCAGCUAACAUCUGGCCAGCAGGGAGCCCCAGGGACGUGAUGAUGCAGACAAAUACAUUUAUAUUUUUAAGAAAAAGUGAGCCUCCCCCCUCCCUAGAGGGGGUGGGGAGGGUCCUGUGUGUGUACUCCCUGCACGAGCCUCCCAAACCGCCUCCGUCAACACCAACCUGAAUAAAUCUUGAGAACCCCA